AUGACAAUCCAACCCCCCAAAAUCCAAACCUACCACUGCAUAUGCACAACCCUCCUACUCUCAACAACCCACACGCUCUCCGCACUCCCCCGGCGCACAGCAGACUCCUCCAUAAUCCUCCCUUUACCAUCCUCUCCACCGACACAAUCCCAAUCCGCUUCCUCACCCAACCCUUCACCCAACACUUCUCCCUCAAAAGAUCUCCCGUCAUCAGGCUACACAAUCCUACUCUCCCUGACCCCCGAAUCUAAACCAACCCUGAUCCGACGCGAAGACGGGUUCGAGAAGAGGAAUUUAUACCGAUGUUCGCGGUGUAGAGUGGUGGUUGGAUAUGGGAUUGCGAAUGCGGAGGGAGGGAUGGAGGAUACGAUGGAAGUUGAUGGGGAACAGGGAGGUGGUGAAGGGGGAGAGUAUGAGGGUAAGGUGAUUUAUAUACUGAAUGGCGGGGUACAAAGUACCGAAGUUAUGAUGAAAGGACGGAAGAUCAGGGAGGAAGACGUAGAAAUAGGGAAGAACGGGGUGGGAGUUUUUGAGUAA
Hymenoscyphus albidus is the source of this 537-nucleotide messenger RNA. NCBI's taxonomy places the organism in Eukaryota, Fungi, Ascomycota, Leotiomycetes, Helotiales, Helotiaceae. The record is from the annotation of a GenBank genome assembly.